This is a messenger RNA of Cyphellophora attinorum, 519 nucleotides long. RefSeq lists its product as uncharacterized. Lineage: Eukaryota; Fungi; Ascomycota; Eurotiomycetes; Chaetothyriales; Cyphellophoraceae. The record is from RefSeq and is a predicted model, not a curated record. The coding region runs from base 1 to 519 and encodes 172 amino acids. The transcript has a single exon.
AUGGCUUCGACAGUCAAUGAGGAGGAUGCUGUCGCAAAAGCCUCCCCGGCUCCUGCAAGCGGAGGUCGACCAAUCGAAUUAUUCAUCAGCUACGGCGAGUUCAUCACUCUAAUGACCCUCUGCAAGAUGUUCAAACGCAAGACGUCACGCCGCAACAACCCCAAGUUCGUCCGUAAGAGCCAAGUCAUACUCGAGAAGUUCGGCGUCGAGCAACUCACCUGGACCAAGUUGGAGGACGGCAGCAUGAAGCUCGACACCGAGCACACGCCUGAAGAUGUCAGUGCCAAGAUUAUUAGACUCGGUCGCAAUGUUGUCGAUAAGCUGGAUGAGGAGGUUGAGAAGCAGGUUGAAGCGGACAAAGCACGCAUAGCUGACCUGCAGCACGAGGAGGACUCUGUCGGCGAUGCGACUCAUGUUCGACAAAAUCGAGUUCAGAUCAUCGAACAUUGCAACGUUCAGAUCAUGUGUCUGCAGGAAGCCAUUUACCAGCUUUCCAGGUACAAGCAAGAAUUAACUUAA